AUGCGACUCUCUACAAAGAGAGGAUCUAAGGGAACAGGACUACAACAUAAAAGGACAGAAAAGCAAUCAACCAUCUGCUUGCAGCAAAUGAAUGUAGAUCCUUCAGAUGAUGAAGCUGUUGAGAAAGCAAGUGAUAAUAGGACAGCAACACAUCAAGAUUCAGAUUCCAAACCUGUUGUGACAAAGAAAAGAAAGCAGCCUACAGAGUGUUUUCUAAGUCAGCCUGAAGAAAAACAAGAGAGUGCUGUAAAGGCAAAGAGGAGAAAGAAGAAGAAAAUUUCUGAUAUUCUGGAAAAAUCUGCUCCAAAACCUGGUGUCCCUGCAGAUCUACAAAAUCUGCUUAGUCAACAUUUUGGUGAAAACCGUUCAGUGAUUGAAAUAGAUGAAUUAAAGCUGUCAGAUUCCUGUUUUUUGCCAGCCAAUGAUCUCACCCACAGUUUUUCUUCAUACUUGAAGGAAAUCUGUCCUAAGUGGGCAAAACUCCGUAAAAACCACAAGGAGAAGAAGUCGGUCGUGAUGCUGGUUAUCUGCAGUUCUGCCCUUCGUUCCUUGGAACUCAUCAAGUCAAUGACAGCAUUUAAAGGAGACUGCAGAGUCCUCAAGUUGUUUGCAAAGCACAUAAAGAUAAAAGAACAGAUGAAUAUGUUGGAGAAAGGCGUGUUCCACAUCGGGGUUGGAACUCCUGGGAGAGUAAAAGCGCUAGUGGAGCAAGAUGGCCUGUGCUUGAACUCCACAAAAUAUAUGAUUCUGGAUUGGAAUUGGAGAGAUCAGAAACUAAGGAGAAUGAUGGAUAUCCCUGAGAUAAAGAAAGAAACAAUUGACCUACUGGAGAUGUGUAUUAUAAAGCUGUGCAGAGAGGGGUCUGUGAAGCUGGGACUCUUUUAAUGGUUUUACCAACAAGGAAGUCGUUUGCAACUGCAUUUUACUAUUAUCCUGUCUACAAUUUGCAAGUGAUUAAUGGGUGAUGGAAUGAAGAAUUUCGACUUUUCAGACGUCUAUCAAUACAGAAAGAAUGCAUAUUGCAACUUUUUCUGAGUUUCCUUUUAAUAAUAAAAUAGAAGUUUUGGUUAU
Pelecanus crispus (Dalmatian pelican) is the source of this 1071-nucleotide messenger RNA. The record is from RefSeq and is a predicted model, not a curated record. Lineage: Eukaryota; Metazoa; Chordata; Aves; Pelecaniformes; Pelecanidae.